AGUCUAACACUCAAACUACUGCACCAUGCUGGCUCUCAUAAAUACUGCAAAUACACACAUUUCCCACAUAAACACUGAUUAGAUGGAUGGCAGAUGCAGAAACAGCAGUUUAGGAGCCUAUGGAAACAAGAAGAAACAAAGUCAAUGAAUUUUCUCCUAGUUUUCCAAGAAAAGAACUAACUACUGCAGAGGAAGGACUCAUACGGCUUCUCAAUGUCAUCCAACAAUAACUCAAACUAUCUCUUACCUCUGGCUGUGAGGGCCAGGCUGCUGGGACUUGUCAUCUUACAUUUGAAGGGUGCAUGAUUGACAUAGUUAGGCUGGACUUUUAUGCAGACAUAACCUCUCACUUUCAUUUCAUUUAUCCAGGUAUACAUUCUCUGCGAUCAACGCUAACCUAAAGAAAAUGUUGGCCAUGUAGAUUCAUGUGAUCAUUCUGGAUUAUUUUAUGUAAAUUCCAAAAUAGUUCCUUCUCCCUAAGAACUUUGAGGAAUUUACUAUGGUGAUACAGACUAAUGCCAGAACUCAUGCUAAAAAUUUUUAAAAAACCUGUUAAAGAUGCCACAAUCCCCUUUUUUCUCGCUCACUUUCUCCCUUUUAUGGUGAAGGAGACUAACAAGGCAACUCUGAUGAAUAACCUCUGUCUGGAAAGUUCAAGUCAGAUUAGAGGUUCAUUUCACAUUAGGAAUAUAAGGGAGAGCUUCAGCUGUCUCUGUGUAAAUUGACUUGGUUUGAAGUUUAGUCCCAGGGGAUUUAAAUGCAAAGUGGAUCUAAUGCCUUCUUAAAAGUCGCUAGUUGGACACAAAUGACUUGUCUGAUUACAAUCUGGAUGAAAAAGAUAACCAAAGCCCGUUUCACAAGCCUCUCUCUCCCAGUUAGUCGCAAAGAUAUUUCAGGGCUGCUUUGUAUAGCAAUACAGACUAAUGCCUAUUCUCUUGCCAAAAUAGUUUGAAUUUUGAACUGUGACUCACUCUAGAGGUCAAGGUUUGAAUCCCCACUUGGGCAUGGAAACCCACCAGAUGACCUUCGACAAAUCACAUUAUCUCAUCUUCAAAGACAAACCAAGGAGUCUUGAACACUGCAAUCUCCAAGCUUGGAAAAGGGAAAAUAUGUCUGAGAAAAGCUAGAGAACGGAAGUUAUGGAUGGGACACUAGAAAUCUUGCAUCAUGGUCCAACUCUUUUAAAGUGUAGCACUCUUCUUCAAGGAACAUAUUUCAGCUGGAAGCAUUUUGAGAUGGCUCAAGAAGACUUUGAAAGCAACCGUCUCUAAAUGGAGGAGGGUUAAAUGACUGCCAUUACUAAAUCCUUUGCUGUCCUUCCAUGUGACUUAAGUGGUACUGAAAAGCAGAUCCCCCCCGUCUUGCUUUUCUGCCAGCCUUCGGCUUACAGCCCUCCUGGCAUCCUCCGGCACCAGCUUUUUACUGACAAUGGCAACAGAAGAGAACAUCCACAAGGCUCUGACAGACAGCGGGGUUUCAAGGGAGUGCUGGACCAUUCACAAAUUGGGAUAGGAGCAUUGCCGGCUAAUUAAGGAAUGUAACCACAGAAUUUCCAGCUUUUGGCUCUUGAACUGGGACCGGGAUCGAGAAAGGAGCAAGCACCCUCUUUGACUCCUAUCUGAUGCUGUCAGCUGUUCAAAGGGACCUGAAAAUGCUGGGAUAUAUUCCAAACAGUCAUCUAGUUAAGUGGCUUGUUUUUCUGCAUGAUGACCCCUGCGCGGCAACGUAAAUGCUGAAGUGUCAAAAAGGGGUACUCUUGUAUUUUGUGCACCACUAGCAGCAUGUACUCCCUCACUUUUAUGAUGUAACAGUGCUACAGCUUUAAUUUUAAAUCUUUCAUUUAAGACUGUGGGCUUUGAUCCAGUGUCACAUUUCAAAAGGCUUGUGAAAAGUGGUUGCAAGGGACUCUGUGUGUCAUCUGUAAUUUAUUUUUUUCUUGAAGGAUACUAGCAAUGCACUGGGGGCAAUGGAAUAUUUGCUUUGAAUACAUGUAAGGCCCAGGCUGACAUCUUGACCUUAUGGUAGUUUCUGCUUAAACUGCCAACAAUCAGUUAUGUCUGGACCAUUGUUCCUGCAAUCUCCCUGCAAACCGGUGUAUUAAAAGCAAACAGAUAUGUGAUCGCCCUGGACUAUGACCACAGGACAUAUCAAUGGCGGUCAAGGGAGCCACCGAUAUGCGAAAUGGAAUCGGGAAGACAGCGGAGAGGACUAUGCAAAGAGCGAGGUCUACGCGGACGAUGGGCAAGGCAAGCAGCGCCGGCUAACCCCAUUCGAGAAGCUCACUUUGGAUAUGUCCCGGGAUGAAAAGGUGGUAAAGGAAUUAACCCUGGGGAAGAGGAUUGGGUUUUACCGCCUCCGAGGAGAAAUUGGGAGUGGGAAUUUCUCACAGGUGAAACUUGGCAUCCAUUCUCUGACCAAAGAAAAAGUAGCUAUCAAGAUCUUGGAUAAAACCAAAUUGGACAAGAAGACACAGCGGCUCCUCUCCCAGGAGAUAUCCAGCAUGGAGAAGUUAUACCACCCCAACAUCAUCCGGCUUUAUGAGGUCAUGGAGACGCUCUCGAAACUGCACCUGGUGAUGGAAUAUGCCAGUGGAGGGGAACUGUUUGCUAAGAUCAGCAUGGAAGGAAAGUUGUCAGAAGCAGAGAGCAAGCACAUCUUCUCCCAGAUUUUGUCUGCUGUAAAACACAUGCAUGACAACAACAUAAUUCACCGGGAUCUGAAAGCCGAAAAUGUGUUUUAUACCAGUAACACCUGUGUGAAAGUGGGAGAUUUUGGAUUCAGCACGAUAAGUAAAAAAGAGGAAACCCUGAACACUUUCUGUGGCUCCCCUCCUUACGCCGCUCCAGAACUUUUCAGGGACGAGAGCUACAUUGGGGUUUAUGUGGACAUCUGGGCGCUAGGAAUUCUCCUCUAUUUUAUGACAACCGGAGUCAUGCCCUUUCGAGCAGACACAGUGGCCAAAUUGAAGAAGUGCAUUCUCGAAGGGAUGUAUAUCUUACCCUCAUUCCUUUCCGAACCUUGCCAGAAACUGAUUCGAGGAGUCCUUCAGUCAGUCCCGUCCGAACGCUACUCCAUUGAGUACAUCAUGAGCAGCGAAUGGAUGAAAGGAGUGCAAUACCCAAAGCCCUUGGAACCAUUCAAGCUGGACCCAAAAUACUUGUCAGAAAGCGGAACGCUAAGACAGGAAGAGGCCGAAGUGAAAAAAGUCCUGAUCAAUUUGGGAAUCACUGAGGAGCAUUUUCAGAAUAACCGUGGAAGAAACACUCACAGUUCGAUAACUGGGAUCUACAGAAUUAUAUUGCACAGGGUUCAGAAGAAAUGGGCCAUAGAGGCUGUGCCUAUCAUCAGCCAACCGGAACCCAAAGAGGAAGAGUCAAAGAAGGCGCACCCUACCUAUCAGGGCCUAAAACACUCAUCAAAACUCUGUUUGAUUUUAUAAAUUAUGCGACUGGCCUGGUCCAUUCAGUUUGUCUCAACUCUUGCCCUUAGGAUUUUUUGUAAUUUUGAAAUAAAUUUUUUUUAAAAGAUAA
Molecule: messenger RNA, 3530 nt
Organism: Anolis carolinensis (green anole)
Lineage: Eukaryota; Metazoa; Chordata; Lepidosauria; Squamata; Anolidae
Gene: nim1k
Product: NIM1 serine/threonine protein kinase
Exons: 5
Coding region: 2132-3439 (435 amino acids)
Biological process (GO): microtubule cytoskeleton organization; protein phosphorylation; intracellular signal transduction
Cellular component (GO): cytoplasm
Molecular function (GO): ATP binding; tau-protein kinase activity; protein serine/threonine kinase activity
Source: RefSeq, a predicted model, not a curated record